CUCAACUCACGCAUCUAGUACUGCGUGUGUUCACACUCGUGUACAUAACUCUUUCAAGUCCAUCUCGACAAUGUUCGCAUUUUGCCAUGGGAUGUAUAUACAUGUGACAGUAAAAGACGUUUGACUUGUAUGGUCCAUUUUUGAACGUAUCGCCUACUCGAGUCCAAAUCGACAAAGCUGUCGGCAUGUCUGUAGAAAACAGCUCUCCGACUGGCAGUACUGCCUCGCAUCGCAACACCCACCACGAUGAGAAUCCUGAUCAAAGAAUCGAAUGGCUCCUGGCUAUCCCGAACGGAAACAAGAAACGAGUAUCAAUACACGUGCUGCAAACCAAACGUGGGGAGACGGGUGCAACCAUAAUGAGCUCUAUCAAAAGAGAGUACGAAGCAAUCAACCCUGCCCGGCGCUGGUUACCCUCUAAGAUCGAACUAGAGGAUGCCACGAUAUCUCUCCUGUGCAUUGGAGACCUGGAAGCCCAAGACUACCCCCGAGAAGUCAUUGUCGAGACCCACACACCGCGUUUGGAUCUGACCAAAGCCUUCAAAAACCCUCUUUUGCUUCGUGGUACGGGCUUUGCUUCGGCAAAUGAACAGUUCGUAUUACCUGCAAAAGGUACAAUUUGUGACCGCGAGGUUCAUGCAAUACUUUUCAAGUCAGCCACCUGUAAAGAAGGAGUAGUAGCGGUGCUUGUGGUAUUGGUUCUGUUCUCUAUCAUGAUAGGUCUGGCUGUUGGCUUUUGGACCAGAGAUGCGAAGACGGGAUUGGCUGUGUGUGCGGGAGCGAUUGGAAUAUUUGCAUUGAUCCAAGCUUCACUGGCUGGUAUUGAAGCGAUGAAGUCAAAGGCCCACCUCUGAACUCAUCUAUGAUACUCUGCGGGCUCUUGUUAUACUUACUUCAAUCGAGUUCCAGCUAUAUCGUUCAUUGUAUUGGUGUAAUGUCGCGAGUGAUGAUCGAGGUUAACGCGAUGAUGGAGGGCCUAGUACGAGUACCUGAACUCGCUAUCCUCUCUAUCUGUUCCUGUGUUCCACGCCUCUUUACUC
Messenger RNA from Boeremia exigua, 1040 nucleotides. RefSeq lists its product as uncharacterized. Lineage: Eukaryota; Fungi; Ascomycota; Dothideomycetes; Pleosporales; Didymellaceae. The record is from RefSeq and is a predicted model, not a curated record. Bases 186 to 854 code for a protein of 222 amino acids. The transcript is spliced from 2 exons.